Toxotes jaculatrix (banded archerfish) is the source of this 7431-nucleotide messenger RNA. It is a transcript of the gene atrn, whose product is annotated as attractin. Gene Ontology annotation, molecular function: protein binding. Lineage: Eukaryota; Metazoa; Chordata; Actinopteri; Toxotidae. Bases 215 to 4348 code for a protein of 1377 amino acids. Gene Ontology annotation, cellular component: Golgi apparatus. The transcript has 29 exons. The record is from RefSeq and is a predicted model, not a curated record.
UAUGCGGCUUGGUGCGGCGCUGGGAAACAGAACCACUGGAAAGAUGUAAACCAAGUAACCAGCGAAGACCAGCCUCAACGAAGACACUAAACGUUACCUCCAGGGAACCCGCACCUUAGGCUGAUAAACGGAAGCGCGACAACGUGCCGCUCGUUGGGUCGCUAUCUCCGGAGCAGCGGAGCGUUUGCCUAAAGCAGCCAUCUUUUGUGAGAGAAUGUACGGGUCGACGCGGCGGGCCUGCUCGGGCUCUGGCCGGGGCCGGGGCCGGGGCCGGAGCCUGCUGAUGCUGACAACCGCGCUCCUGCUCUCGGCUAUCGGCUUGCUCUCCGGGCUGCCCGGCUUCACCGAGGCGAAGGAAUGCGACAAACCGUGUAUGAACGGACAGUGCAACACCGGCACUGGCAGCUGUGUGUGCUUCCCCGGCUGGGUUGGGGACCAAUGCCAGCACUGCGGAGGACGAUUCAGGCUGACGGGACCCUCUGGUUAUCUGACCGACGGACCAGGAAACUACAAGUACAAGACCAAGUGCACAUGGCUCAUUGAGGGACAGCCCAACACUAUACUUAGAUUACGGUUCAACCACUUUGCCACCGAGUGCAGCUGGGACCACCUCUACGUGUACGACGGAGACUCCAUUUACGCUCCCCUUCUCGCUGCUUUCAGUGGUCUUAUUGUUCCUGAGCGUUAUGGGAAUGAGACGGUUCCCGAGGUGGUGUCUCAGUCUGGCUACGCCCUGCUGCACUUCUUCAGUGAUGCUGCCUACAACCUGACUGGCUUCAACAUUUCCUACAGGCUCAAUACAUGUCCUAACAACUGUUCAGGCCGUGGCGAGUGUCGUGUGGGGAUCUCCAGCGGUUUGGUGUACUGCGAGUGUGAGGCCAACUGGAAGGGAGAGGCCUGUGAUGUCCCCUACUGCCUGGCCAACUGUGGCUACCCUGAGCGAGGUCGCUGCCAGGACGAGGCCUGCGUCUGUUGGACCGGAUGGCAAGGUCCAUACUGCUCCAUCCCAGUGCCUGCCAAUUCCUCCUUCUGGUCCCGGGAGGAGCACACAGAGCCCGGGCUGGCCAGGGCUUCCCACAAGGCUGUGGUGGACCAGGGAAUCAUGUGGGUCAUCGGAGGCUACGUCUUCAACGCCUCAGACUAUCACAUGGUCAAAGCGUAUAACCUGAGCAGCAACAGGUGGCUGACCCUCGACCCCUCCGUCAACACUGUCACGCCACGAUAUGGCCACUCGCUGGCUCUUCACGAGGGGAAGAUCUUCAUGUACGGAGGAAAGAUCGACUCCUCAGGAAACGUGUCCAGCCAGCUGUGGGUUUUCCACAUCCAGAACCAGACCUGGGUCCUCCUGAGCCCCCGGGCUAAAGAGCAGUAUGCUGUGGUGGGACACUCGGCACACAUUGUGCCUCCCGUCCAGGAGGGGGCCAGUCCUGUCAUGCUGGUUCUGUUUGGACACUGUCCUCUGUAUGGUUACAUCAGCCAGGUCCAGGAGUACAACAUUGCCAAGAACACAUGGAGCAUGGUUUCGACAGACGGUGCAUUGGUUCAGGGAGGCUACGGCCACAGCAGCGUUUUCGACCCUGGCACCAGAGCCAUCUACAUCCACGGAGGCUACAAGGCCUUCAGUGCCAACAAGUACGGCUUGGCUGGAGACCUGUACAAGUUCGAUGUGGACAAGAGAAAAUGGACGAUUCUGAGAGACAGCGGCUUCUUCCGUUACCUCCACACGGCGGUCAUAGUGAGCGGGACGAUGCUGGUGUUUGGAGGAAACACACACAACGACACGUCCAUGAGCCACGGCGCCAAGUGCUUCUCCUCCGACUUCUUGGCCUACAGUCUGGCAUGUGAUGAGUGGACAGUGCUGCCUCGACCAGACCUCUACCAUGACGUCAACCGCUUCGGGCACUCUGCAGUCUUCAGUGACAGUGUGAUGUACGUGUUCGGUGGCUUCAACAGCCUGCUGCUCAGUGACGUCCUCAUGUACACCUCGCCCAGCUGCUCAGCCUUCUCCAGCCAGGCGUCCUGCAACCAGGCCUGGUCAGGGAUCCACUGUGUCUGGAACAGCACCCAGGGGACCUGUCUGCCCUGGGAGAGCAGCACUGCCGGUCCUGAACAGCAGCAGCUACCAGCCUCCUGCAAUACAAGAUCAUACGCCGACAACGAGAGGUGUGACCAGUACACGGACUGCUACAGCUGCACUGCCAACACCAACGGCUGCCAGUGGUGUACGAGCCAGUGUGUUUCACUGGGAAGCAACUGUACCUCUCCCACGGGCGCCAUAGGGGAGUAUGAUGUUUGCCCCAAGGACAACCCCUCAUACGUGUGCAACAAGAAAACCAGCUGCAAGAGCUGCGCCGUGGACCAGAACUGUCAGUGGGAACCUCGCAACCAGGAGUGCAUCUCUCUGCCAGAAAAUGUGUGUGGUGAAAGCUGGCACCUGGUGGGCAACUCCUGUCUGAAGUUCAUCACGGCAAAGGACUCGUAUGACAACGCCAAGCUGGCCUGCAGGAGCCACAACGCUGUCCUGGCCUCGCUCACAACGCAGAAGAAGGUGGACUUUGUCCUGAAGGAGCUGCAGAUUAUGAGCGUGGUGUACAAGGCCUCAGUGACGCCCUGGGUGGGUCUUAGGAAGAUCAACGUGUCAUACUGGUGCUGGGAGGACAUGUCGCCCUUCACCAACACCACCCUGCAGUGGCUGCCCGGAGAGCCGAGCGACGCCGGGUUCUGUGGCUACCUGGCCGAGCCGGCGUCCAGCGGAUUGAAAGCUCAAACCUGCAUCAGUCCUGUGAACGGCAGCCUGUGUGAACGACCGGCCAACCACAGCGCCAAGCAGUGCCGGACGCCAUGUGCCAUGAGAACCACCUGCAGCGAGUGCACCAGCAGCAGCUCGGAGUGCAUGUGGUGCAGCAACAUGAAGCAGUGCGUCGACUCCAACGCCUACGUGGCUUCUUUCCCCUUCGGACAGUGUAUGGAGUGGUACACCAUGAACACUUGUCCACCGGAGAACUGCUCUGGGUACCGAACAUGUGGCCAGUGUCUGGACCAGCCGGGCUGCGGUUGGUGCACCGACCCCAGUAACACGGGCAAAGGUCAGUGCAUCGAGGGCUCGUACCGCGGACCCUUCCAGACUUCGGUCCCGGCACCGUCCACCCUGCCCGGUCUGCCCGCCAGCCCCCAGCCGGCCCUCAACGCCAGCAUGUGCCCCAGUGAGGCCAAAUACAACUGGUCCUUCAUCCAUUGCCCAGCUUGUCAGUGUAAUGGUCACAGUCAGUGUGUCAACGAGAGUGUGUGCGAGAAGUGCGAGGACCUGACAACCGGCCGACACUGCGAGAGCUGCAUUUCCGGCUUCUACGGAGAUCCGACCAACGGGGGCAGCUGCCAGCCCUGCAAGUGCAACGGCCACGCCAGCAUGUGCAACCCAAACAACGGCAAGUGCUUCUGCACCACCAAGGGCAUCAAAGGAGAUCGCUGCCACCUGUGUGAAGUCGAGAAUCGUUACCAAGGCAACCCCCUCAAAGGAACAUGCUACUACACGCUCCUCAUCGACUACCAGUUCACCUUCAGCCUGUCGCAGGAGGACGACCGCUACUACACCGCCAUCAACUUCGUGGCCACACCUGAGGAGCCGAACCGGGAUCUCGACAUGUUCAUAAAUGCCUCCAAGAACUUCAACCUGAACAUAACGUGGGCCACUAGCUUCACUGCAGGAACCCAGACCGGGGAGGAGAUCCCUAUCGUCUCUCGGAGCAACAUCAAGGAGUUCAAAGACAGCUUCUCCAAUGAGAACUUCGAUUUCCGCAACAGCCCAAACAUAACGUUCUUUGUCUAUGUCAGCAAUUUUACAUGGCCCAUUAAGAUUCAAAUUGCCUUCUCCCAGCACAGUAACUUCAUGGACCUGGUGCAAUUCUUUGUCACAUUCUUCAGCUGCUUCCUGUCCCUGCUCCUGGUGGCCGCCGUGGUUUGGAAGAUCAAACAGAGCUGCUGGGCGUCACGGCGACGAGAGCAACUGCUGAGAGAGAUGCAGCAGAUGGCGAGCCGGCCUUUCGCCACCAUCAACGUCGCCUUGGAGACGGACGACGAGCCGCCUGACCUGAUAGGAGGAAACGUCAAGUCUGUCCCAAAACCCAUCGCCCUGGAGCCUUGCUUUGGUAACAAAGCCGCCGUGCUCUCCAUCUUUGUGCGGUUACCCAGGGGCACCGGUGGCAUCCCUCCUCCAGGACAGUCCGGUCUGGCGGUGGCCAGCGCGCUGGUGGACGUCUCUCAGCAGAUGUGUGUGGGCUACAAAGAGAAGUCUGGAGGCCUGAGGAGCCGCAAACAGCAGCCCACCGCACAGCCGUCCACCUGUAUCUGACCACGCCCCCGCCCUCCUCCACCAUUCCCAGCCCAAUGCUCUCCCAUUAGCCCCAUGCCUCGGCCCCCUCCUUCAGAGACUUCCGCCAGCUCCGCUCUGGCGGGGAGAGGUGCAUGCUGGGACACAGAACUGGAACAUUUCGGUGAGCGGCCGAGUCGUCCGGUGGACUGAAGCCUCGGUGGGCUUCCCCUCUCUCUCCUCCCACAGGAACUUUUGGUCCCCUCAAACUGAAUGACAGAAACUGGACACAGAGGAGGGGGAGCAGCCGAGGGAGCGGAGGGACAAAGCAGGUGCUUACUCCACCCUUUCCCAUCAACAAAAAAAAACAUUUUACAUUUGUCGACACCGCCUCAUUAGAGUCGAGGCGGCCACGGCUUGCUGCUAGAAGAGUCUCGUAGUUUUUGAAAAAUCCAGAGACAUUGCAACCCUCUAUAUUCUCCUUUUACUUAAGUUAUUGUUGUUCUUUGUUUUGUAUUGUGUUAUUUUGAAGGCAGGAACAAACUGCACAUGUUCAACUGCACAUGCACACACAAAAUACACACACACACACACUCGCACACUCUUCCACGAACCAACCUUCCAGGCCCUUGACCCAUUUGUAGCCCAUUGUCUCCUGCUGUCGUGUUCGCAGCUCAGCACUGAGGGCUGGUGUCACUGGAGUCCUGUACAGUUUGGCCCCCAAGCAAGCUAACAGCAUGUUCAGUCUUCCUUUAAUGAGGAUCCACUGUAGGAGGCCAGCCGUGCAGCCAAAGCCCAUCUAAAGAGUAUGUGACAUUUCUAAUCAGCCUCUGUGUCUUCUACCACUGUCUUCUCUGUGGCCUGUCUGGAGCUUUGUCUCCGCCCGUCUCUCUUUCUCUGUCUCUGUGGCCGUCUGCCUGCCACGCCGACCGCCUUCCCAACCUCUUUGGUGGUGUGGCCGAGUACAAAACAAGAGCACGGCAGCAUCUCACCCACACUGGCUGCCUGGCUGGAUCGUAAGCCGGUGGCAGUUGAAACUUCCAGCUAAUUAUUACUCCUCCGGUUGCGAUGAAAGCCAAAAUCUCUGCACACGCAGGUGCACACACUGAGGCUCCCACACACACAGAAAAACAGUUGGUGGUGAGAAAACCCUCCAGCGUUUAACGAUUGUCCCUUUGGCAGUGCUGCGCCUCGAGCUCAUGUGAAACAGGUUUCCUAUAGAUCGCCUGGCUCUGAUUGACUGAAGUGAUUAGGGCGAUCUGCGUGAGGGGAGCCGGGGUGACGGUUCAGCAUCCUCUGGUCGUUGCCUAAGAAAUCCAUAGCCUCUAAUUGCUCCUGCCGUGUCCCCAAAUGCAAUGCAUGCUCCCACCUACCCCCGUACAGUGCUACCACUGUGGCAGGAAACGCUUGUGUCCAUGUUGAUGCAGCUACAGUGGAGCUGCUAAUGCCAACGUUUAAAUGGUACCAGGCCAACAACUCUGAACAUCAAGCGUACACAUACAUCACUACAAUAACCAGCCACGUCGCAAAUGUCAUUGUCUGUUUCCUUAUUUGCACCUUUGUUAAAUGGGACUUUUGAAUUGACCACAUCUCAUAGAAGAGCUCGGGUAUUCAUUCUACCAAAAAAAAAAAAGACAAGAAAGAAAAACAUCCAUUGCUUUUUCUUAAAAUUACCUCUUGAAAUUCUCUUUUAGCCGAGUCUCUUUGGGUUAUUCCUUUUAUGUGCUCCGUGUGUAAGGUUUCUCUAAGCUGGUCCUUCUUUUUUUUUAUUAUUAUUAUUAUUUUUCCUUCCUUUUAUAUCUGCUUUACCUGCUCUUUCCACAGUCCUUAUCUGAAAUCACUGGUCCAUUUUUAAAGAAACAUUACAUUUUGUCAACUGGGGAAAAUGAGGGAAAACAGAAAUGGAAAAACACGAGGCAAACACAAGAGACACAAAAAGAAAAAAAACUCAGGCUGCUAGUUUAAAACAGAGCUGUUGCUUUGAAAUGUCACAAGUAAUUUUCUGUGUUGUAAGGGCAUCAGGGUGUCAGAUUGGUGUUUCUUACCUUUUCAUCUUUUCUCCUUCAGCACUGAAUAUCACAGCAGGCUUGAAUUAGUCCAUACUGGUCAUUUUUGCUAAAUAUAUAACUCUCAUACUACAACACCGGCAGGUCUUUGAAAGCGGAGGCACACACUGAUAUAGAAGACGUAUCUCCUUCCCCCUUGCGAAGUUAUUAACUUCCCACCCUCAGAGAAGUACAGUAAUAGAACAAUUUAAUAACUCGCAUUCUGCCCUAAAGAGCUCUGCCUUUUUAGUUCCAGGCUCUCACAUGUGCUCGCCACACUAGAACUGCUCAUCAUCUGGUUAAAGGGCACACUUUUAGCACUGCAAAAAGGUCAGAGCAGAAAGCAUGAACAAAGUUGACAUUCUGUAAUUAUAGAGAGCUGGAUGUGCUCACAGCUCCACUCAGCGAGCCCAGCGAGCAUCACGGCAUUAAGGAGUUAGCUUUGUUCAUAUGUGCACUGAGGAAUCAAAGCACUUCACUCUCGCGCUUUAUUAUCAAUCAGUUUUUGCUUUUUUCUCCACUACAGUAACGUUAAUUGAAGCCGUCACGGCCGGUUUAGGUUUUGAUGUUCAUUCUGUCGCCUCUGCAGAGAGUUGAUGGUAGAAAAAUCACCGUUAGCUUUCAGCCAAAUGUGGGAAAAUUUGGCGUGUGUUUGGUGAGUUUGUCCACUUGAGUACAAAUUAAAGACAAACCUCCCACAAAAAGCCAUUCUGAGCCGUAUAAAACAUUUUUAUUAAACACUGUUACCGUCAGGCUGUGGGAGUUUUAUUUUUACGGUUUGUACCACAGUCUCUCGCCCACGCAUCUGUCAGUUAUCCUCAGGUGUGCAGGACUUUUUUUGACUUUGUUUACCUGCGCUCUCAUUCUGUUUGGCAGGUAACCAACCAUUGUUUGGAGGUGUUGUUCCAGUCCAAAAAUCCUGUUGGAUGAUAAGGUGCUGACAAUAGCGGGAAUGUUUUCAGGAUGUAGAAACAACAUUCUUCUUCCUUGGUAGAAAUGCUUCCGCUUCCACUGACCUGAGUACAAUUCCUCAUUAUGAGAGAUUGUCUGUUUCAGACACGUUAUUAAAAAAAACAAAAC